AUGAAGUGUAUCGAAUUUUACAGUGGCAUAUGCGGUCUUCACAUCGCUCUGAAAGGAAGCAGGAUACCCAACGCGCAGCUCAUAAAGGCAUAUGACUGGGACCAAUCCGCCUGCCAAGUCUACACCACCAACCAUGGGCCCUCAAUAGUCUCCCGAACCGACAUCUCUAGGCUCACCGCCGGCGAACUCGCCGCGCUCGGCGUGGACAUAUGGCUCGCCCUCCUGCCAGUCGAUCACGGUCCUGAAUCCGAAUCCGAACCGCGCGAAGCGCGCUCGACCCGCGGGCACAAAGUUCCCUUCACGACAUCGAUGAUGUGUUUCCGAUUCCAUGACUCAGCAACGCGCACGCACCUUGUAGAUGCACUCGCCAGGCUCGGAUACACCACCGCCGAGUUCUUCCUCGCGCCCGUGCAAUUCGGCAUACUAAACUCACUCCUACGCUACUAA
Coniophora puteana RWD-64-598 SS2 is the source of this 447-nucleotide messenger RNA. RefSeq lists its product as uncharacterized. The transcript has 5 exons. Bases 1 to 447 code for a protein of 148 amino acids. The record is from RefSeq and is a predicted model, not a curated record. Gene Ontology annotation, molecular function: methyltransferase activity. NCBI's taxonomy places the organism in Eukaryota, Fungi, Basidiomycota, Agaricomycetes, Boletales, Coniophoraceae.